AAAUAAACCACUGAGCUCGUUGCUUCCGUCUCCCUCCCUCCUCCAGUCCUCCUCCUCUCUCGCCCACCACCACCAUUAUAUUCUCCUCGGCCCACACCUUCCUCCCAACAAUUCCCCCCAUCCUCCACACCACACCCGUCUCGUCCUAGCUCCCUACUCCUCCCGCUCGCCACUCCUCCGCCCCAGCUCUGCUCGCCCUCGACCGCGGGUCGUCAGGAAGGGCCUUCAGGAACGGGAUUUUUACCUAGGAGCCAAUUUGGUUUUUUAAAUCGCAGAUUGGAUUGGGUUCAGGGAUGAAGGGGGAGGAGGGGCUGCAUCACCUGGCCCGGUUCCCAUCUCUCUGAACUUAGAUGGAUGCAUCUGUGAAGUCCAAGAAGGUUAGCUCUUGUGGAAACACCGGUCAUAGCCGCUGCGGCGAAGUUCAUAAACCCGUCCUGCCGUGUCGCAUGCGGGAUCGCUGCUUAAAUAGAAAUAAUCCCUUCUCACUUCAGGUCUGGUUUGCAUUUCCUUUUAAGUAUAAAAGCAACUGUAUUCGGCAUGGCAUUUGAGUAAGCAUCAGAACCUCAAAAGCCAAGUUUGUCAGCAAUAUUAUACCGUUAUUGGUGCAACACUUCCAUAGAGAAGAUGGUGGAUGACCUGUUUUAUGAGGGCAACACUGAUCACAGCGUCAGCUCUGAGGACGAAGACACACUUGUCAGGAGUUGUAGUAAUCUCAGCGUAAGCUUUGGAUAUCAUUGCAAUUCUUAUCAGAGUUUUCCUCUUGAAAAUGAUGAGCAUGACACCUCUCCCCAGAUGAGGUUUGAAACUAAUGCCAUGACGAAGUCACGAAAUGGCUCAUUUACUUGCUUAUCUGGUGCCGCAAUUAGUGCAAACUUCACACUGGCCAAUACAAAUAUAUGCAAGGGUCUUAUUGGGGAAGAAAUUUUACCAGAACUAGAUUCUCCAAAUUCUUUCAGAAAAAUCGUCUCUUCUCCAUCCAUGUCAAGGUUGGACUUGCUAUCCACCUCACAAGGCAGCCCUGCAUCAACUGAGAGCUCCAUAUUUGAAAUCAGUAAAAAUCUUUGGAGGUCCAGCGCUCCAACAACUGUAUCAUCCAAUUUUCUGACUGGUACCGAGGUAAAGAUGGCUGGUGGAGCUGCUGGAGAGGAUAGAGUCCAAGCUGUGUGCUCUGAGAAAAAUGGAUGGUUGAUUUGUGGAAUUUAUGAUGGAUUUAAUGGACGAGAUGCAGCUGAUUUUCUGGCAGUAACUCUAUAUGAUAACAUAGUAUAUUACCUAUACUUGUUAGAGUGCCGUAUCAAGCAACAAGAUGGCCUAUGCAGCUCAUCAGAGGACUCCCUUAAUGGUGUUAAAAGUGAGUUGACAUUAGCCAUGGAAAUUGCAGAGAAUGAAGAUGUAAAACUUUCUGAAAGUUUUCGAUCUGGUGUGCUGAAUUGCCUCACUUCUGCUGUUGAGCAAGCUGAGAAUGAUUUCUUAUGCAUGGUUGAACAAGAUAUGGAUGAUAGACCAGAUUUAGUUUCAGUUGGAUCUUGUGUCCUGGUUGUGCUUCUUCAGGGAACAGAUUUGUGCAUUCUAAAUCUUGGGGAUAGUAGAGCUGUGCUUGCUUCCAUGCCAUAUGCAGAAAUGGAUACAGUGAAAGCUACUCAAUUGACAGAGAUCCACUCACUUGAAAAUCCAUUGGAAUACCAAAAAUUAUUAGCUGACCAUCCUAAUGACUCUAAAGUUGUGAUGGGUAACAAAGUAAAAGGGAAGCUGAAGGUUACUCGUGCUUUUGGAGUUGGCUACCUUAAACAGAAAAAGUUCAAUGAUGCACUGAUGGGAAUUCUCCGAGUUCGUAAUUUGUGCAGCCCGCCUUACGUAUAUACAAAUCCACACACACUGAGUCACAAGGUUAUGGAAGACGAUCUGUUUGUUGUGCUUGGCAGUGAUGGCUUAUUUGAUUUCUUCAGUAACGAUGAAGUUGUUCAGUUGGUUUAUCAAUUUAUGCAUGAUAAUCCAACUGGCGAUCCUGCAAAAUAUCUCAUCGAGCAAGUUGUACAUAAAGCUGCCAAAGAAGCAGCUUUAACAGCUGAACAGCUUAUGAGGAUACCUGUUGGGAGCAGGAGAAAGUACCAUGACGACGUGACUGUCAUUGUUAUCAUCCUUGGGAACGCACGAAGGACGGCAGGAGUAGUCCAGAAUCGGAGAGAGAUAGAGGGCGUCAAUGGACGUGUUCAUCCACGAGGACUACGUGAACAAGCGCAACAUGGUGAGGAGGGAGCAGAGGAAGAAGAUGCAGAUGCAGGUGCUGCAGCUUGGCAGCCCAGGCGCGUGCCGGCCGCCGCCGGCGCACGGGGAAGACAGCCCGGGAGCGGGAGCGCCGAGGCAGUGCCUGACGCCAACCGGCAUCUCACCGUCGUCCAUCAUCAGGUCUCCGUUAUCAGGCUCGUCGGAAGAAGCCGUCUCAUCGGAUCACCGCCGCCUCUUCGAUUGCCUGAGGCCGUACUAGGCAACCGAGGUUAUGUGUGAGGUUAAAGAAUAAACGUGGGGUUCUUCUGAUGGUGAAGCUUGUUGCAACCCAUUUUUGUGCUCGUAUUUCAGCUAUGUAUGCAUGGGCCGUUACAAGAUGAACCCUUGUGAAGAGUGUUGCCUGCUAUGAACAACUACAGCUUUUGGAAUGGAUUGUGUUAGUGCA
Messenger RNA from Aegilops tauschii subsp. strangulata, 2671 nucleotides. Lineage: Eukaryota; Viridiplantae; Streptophyta; Magnoliopsida; Poales; Poaceae. The record is from RefSeq and is a predicted model, not a curated record.